CUCCUCCCACUCUAUCCCUCUCUCUCUCCUCUUGCACAACAAACAAACACUUCAAUUAAAUUAUAAUAAUAGCCAUGGCGCCCAGGGAUAAGACGCCAGCUCUUAAGCCCAACAACGCCAACGCCGGGGCCAAGGAGCUGCAUUUUCGCGGAGUCAGGAAGAGGCCGUGGGGGAGAUACGCCGCCGAGAUCAGAGAUCCCGGUAAGAAGAGCCGCGUCUGGCUCGGCACCUUCGACACGGCCGAGGAGGCGGCGCGUGCCUACGACGCCGCCGCACGUGAGUUCCGCGGUCCCAAGGCCAAGACCAACUUCCCUCUCCCCUCCGAUAAUCUCAAGAACCAGAGCCCUAGCCAGAGCAGCACCGUCGAGUCCUCCAGCCGCGACCGCGACGUCGCCGCCGAUUCCUCCCCGCCGCUCGACCUCAAUCUCGCCCCCGCCUCCGCGCGUUUCCCCUUCCACCACCAAUUCCCGCCCAUCGCCGCCGUUUUCCCCGGCACGGUGCCUCCCUCGAACCAGGUCUUCUACUUCGACGCCGUCCUACGCGCCGGCAUGGGCGCUCCCCGCGGCUUUGCUUUCGGUUACAAUCAGCAUCCGGCGGCGGCGAGCGACUCGGACUCGUCCUCCGUGAUCGAUCUGAACCACAAUGAAGGCGAUGUUAAGGUCGCGGGUUCUAGAAUCUUGGAUCUCGACCUUAACCACCCUCCUCCCCAAGAGAUCGCAUGAUCCUCGAGAUAUUUUUUUUCAUUUUUUUUUCUUCUAAUUUUCGGAUUACGAAUUUCUCUUUAGUUUUUAGAAGUAGAGAAAAUAGCAGCGUCCGAUAACGAUAACGAAAAAUAACACGAUGGAAGAAGGGAUAUAGUAUGUGAAUACGUAGGCGGUUGUCUCUAUUUUUUGCGACAGUGAAACCACCAACCACCGGUACCGGUGGUUUCAAGCUGUUGUUCCAUAAAUCAGGAAAAACUGUUGUCCUGUUUUUAUUUGUUUUUCAUAUCAAAUAUUAAAUUAUAUAUGUAAGGUGUAAUGUUUUUGGUUUGCAGCCAUAAUUUGGUUUAAUGAAAUUAUAUAACUCUGAAAGUUUGCAAUA
Molecule: messenger RNA, 1083 nt
Organism: Cajanus cajan (pigeon pea)
Lineage: Eukaryota; Viridiplantae; Streptophyta; Magnoliopsida; Fabales; Fabaceae
Gene: ERF11
Product: ERF domain protein 11
Biological process (GO): regulation of DNA-templated transcription
Molecular function (GO): DNA-binding transcription factor activity; DNA binding
Source: RefSeq, a predicted model, not a curated record